Messenger RNA from Protopterus annectens (West African lungfish), 2643 nucleotides. RefSeq names its product shieldin complex subunit 2 (gene SHLD2). Lineage: Eukaryota; Metazoa; Chordata; Ceratodontiformes; Protopteridae. The record is from RefSeq and is a predicted model, not a curated record. Gene Ontology annotation, biological process: regulation of double-strand break repair via homologous recombination. The coding region runs from base 231 to 2150 and encodes 639 amino acids. Gene Ontology annotation, cellular component: nucleus; site of double-strand break. The transcript has 8 exons.
GGUGUUUUGUUCGCCAAUCUGUAAAUAGCGAUACCUGUCCGUCUAAGGGCACUUCAACAGUCAAGAGUCACAGACUAUCCUCUGCAUGUUAUAAUGAAGUGCUUUGUGACUCUCUAAGAGAGUAUUUGGAGGGCACAUUCUCUGCUGAACCACCCAAGUCCAGUCCUCCAUGUAGGCCAAGUAAGACAUCAAGAUCAGAGGUCUCAGCAGAAACUGAGUAUCUCUGUGUAAUGACUGCAAGCCAGACUGCUGUCCAAAUCCAAGGCCAAUGUAAUGUUCAAGCUCAUUCUGCAGAGACUGAAAACAAUAAGGAAGUCAGAGAUGAGGAUGUAACCCUGCACCAAAACAAGGAAACCUUUCCUUCUACCAAUUCAUUUGAGGGACUUCAAAAGAUAGACAUAAAUUAUUUCCCCAAAGAUCCUAAAGACUGUGGCACUAGUCAUGUAGCAAGUAUGACUUUAUGCAUAGCAAGCAGUAUAUCGUCUGUUCAUGAAGAAAUCGGAAACUCUCAAGACUUGUUCAGUACACCAAGUGACCGUUCAGAGAACCACAUUCACACUAAGCUGUGCCAUGAAAAGUUACGUUGCUGUCAUGUCAGUCCAUGUAGUAAAAAACCUUACAAAAGAGCAAAGAUUUCUAAAGAUGCUUCCAUGAACCUGUUUAAGAAAGGCUCAAAUGUACAUGAUGACUUUGAGAAAGCUAAUAAAACAUAUCAAGCUUACAGUUCCAUUACAAAAACAGAGCUGCUUCAGAGAUGCACAGACAGCAAUAUUAAAUACCACAUAUUGGUCACAGUGAUGCAUCCUUGCCAUGUAAAAGAAAUCAAGUUAAAAUCUGGACCAAAGGCAGGCUCCCAGGUACCAUUAGCAACACUUGUAGUAACUGACCAAUCAGGGAUUGAAAUGAAACUAAUUCUAUGGAGGGCUGCUGCAUUUUGGGCAUUGACUGUCUUUCCAGGAGAUGUUAUCCUAGUAACAGCCGUCACAGUUCAUGAAGAUAAAUGGCAUGGAGAAAAAGUUCUACAGACAACAUUUGCAAGCAAACUGUUGAACCUAGGAUUUUGCUCAACAAUUAAUCCUCAACAAUGUCUCAACAUUAUAGAUACCCUUGUUCUGCAGGAUAUGCUGAACUACAUAUCCUGCAAGUGCUCACAUUUGAUGAACAUCCCUCCCCGACGGCCACAGACCCUGGAGCAGGUAGUACAUGUGGAACUCGGGCAGCUUCAGCCAGAUAUGAUAGCUCAUGUCAUUGUGAAAGUGACUGAUAUCACUGUAUUGACAGAAUCCGUAUAUAGUUACAAAGGACAAAGACUACAGAAGGUGGUCUUAACAGUCGAACAGGUGAAAGGUCAUCGAGGUACUCUGGUAUUGUGGGGCAGUGGAACAGACUGGUAUCCACAAAUUCAGAAGAAAAAAGACCAUCUGUGGGACUUUAGAAACCUUAUCGUUCUUGCAAAUUCUGUAUCAGGUGACCUAGAGCUACAUACCACUCCAUGGUCAGCUUGUGAGUGCCUCUUUAAUGAUGAUAAAAGAGCAGUUGAGUUUAAAGCUCGAUAUCAAUCAGAGAAGAAGUUGUCUAUAAAGGCUACGGAUCUUCAAAGUCUUUUAACAGAAACCUAUUCAGGAGAAAUCCAGCUGAGGGCACACGUUGUUUCAUUGCAGCUCACAAGAGGUUCCCCCACCAUUACAGCAUCAUGUUACAUAGAUUCCAACACACCACUGGAGAUGAUUGUGACCUAUCUUUCUGAGAUCAUAUAUACAGGCUGUGGAAAUUGUGAAUGUCCUCUGAAAACUGAUAUAAACAACAUUUAUGAACAAUGUAAUGCAUGCCUACCUUACAACAAAGUGAAGAUGUUUUAUAGCCCAGCAGUUAUGACAGUUUCAGAUGGGAGUAAUGUGAUUUUGGUCCAUGUAUCUCCUAAGCUUUUGAAGAAGAUCUUCCUUAAUAUUCCAGCUGACUGGAUGAAGAAGGCCAUAGUCCCUUCCUCAGAUGUGACCUAUGGAAUGGUUGCAGCAGAUGCUUGUCAUUCACUCGUAGCAGAUCCUCCAGAGACAUACCUGAUGACCAUUAGAAGUUAUUUCCAGAUGGAUGAAAACAGCAUUACUUUAUAUCAGGAAUUCAAUUUAAUUGAUCUACAUGUAGAACUCUGAUUGGCAGAUGUGUUUUUUCUUUAAAUGAAAUCAAAGAAACCAUAUUCAAAUAUAAGACACACUGACUAGGAAACCUUGUGUUCAAAGCUCUGAAAUGAGACUUCUCUUGUCACAUUUACUUUCAAUAUCACUGUCUUCUCUCUGUUUGAGUAAUCGUCUUGCAUUGAAAUCAAGUCAACAUGUCCUGUCACUUUAUGUGUAUUGCCCAUUUUAUGUUUAAUGACUAUGGUCCCAUAAUUUGUGACCAUAUUGUGCAGUAUAUACUGGGGUCACUAGCUCCAUCCAUCUUGUUUGUGUCUAUUAAUUCACUGUAAGAAUAAUAGACAAAAUUAAUUUAUUAAAUGAAUUCUGAAAUAUCUAAUCUGACUAUAUUGCAGCUGGCACACAGUGAGAAUCUGUAUGUGGUUGCAAUUUAAACAUGUAUAUGUGUUUGUUCUGACAAAAAAAAAAACAGCAUGUAAUAUUAAAACAUAUGUGGUUCAGAUUACAAAAA